GGAGACGUUGUCAGAGAAAGUUGCCCGCCUCUUGGUCUGGAGACCCUAAAGAUCACAGACUUCCAGCUCCACGCCUCCACGGUGAAGCGCUACGGCCUGGGAGCGCAUCGAGGGAGACUCAACAUCCAGGCAGGCAUUAAUGAAAAUGAUUUUUACGACGGUGCAUGGUGCGCAGGUAGGAAUGACCUUCAUCAGUGGAUUGAAGUGGACGCCAGGCGCCUGACCAGGUUCACGGGGGUCAUCACGCAGGGACGGAACUCACUCUGGCUGAGUGACUGGGUGACAUCCUAUAAGGUCAUGGUGAGCAAUGACAGCCACACGUGGGUCACUGUCAAGAACGGAUCUGGAGACAUGAUAUUUGAAGGAAACAGUGAAAAGGAGAUCCCUGUGCUCAACGAGCUGCCCGUCCCCAUGGUGGCCCGCUACAUCCGCAUCAACCCGCAGUCUUGGCUCGACAACGGCAGCAUCUGUCUGAGGAUGGAGAUCCUGGGCUGCCCACUGCCAGAUCCUAAUAACUAUUACCACCGACGGAAUGAAAUGACCACCACGGACGACCUGGAUUUUAAGCACCACAACUAUAAGGAAAUGCGCCAGCUGAUGAAGGUCGUGAAUGAAAUGUGCCCCAACAUCACCAGGAUCUACAACAUUGGCAAAAGCCACCAGGGCCUGAAGCUGUACGCCGUGGAGAUCUCCGACCACCCUGGCGAGCAUGAAGUCGGUGAGCCCGAGUUCCACUACAUCGCGGGCGCCCACGGCAACGAGGUGCUGGGCCGCGAGCUGCUGCUGCUGCUGCUGCAGUUUCUGUGCCAGGAGUACCUGGCCCAGAACACGCGCAUCGUCCGCCUGGUGGAGGAGACCCGGAUCCACCUCGUCCCCUCCCUCAACCCCGACGGCUACGAGAAGGCCUACGAAGGGGGCUCGGAGCUGGGAGGCUGGUCCCUGGGGCGCUGGACCCACGACGGGAUUGACAUCAACAACAACUUUCCUGACUUGAACACGCUGCUGUGGGAGGCCGAGGAUCGGCAGAACGUCCCCAGGAAAGUUCCCAAUCACCACAUUGCCAUCCCUGAGUGGUUUCUGUCUGAAAAUGCCACAGUGGCCGCGGAGACCAGAGCGGUCAUUGCCUGGAUGGAAAAGAUCCCCUUCGUGCUGGGUGGCAACCUGCAGGGGGGCGAGCUGGUGGUGGCCUACCCCUACGACAUGGUGCGCUCCGCGUGGAAGACCCAGGAGCACACGCCCACGCCCGACGACCACGUGUUCCGCUGGCUGGCCUACUCCUACGCCUCCACCCACCGCCUCAUGACCGACGCCAGGAGGAGGGUGUGCCACACAGAGGACUUCCAGAAGGAGGAGGGCACCGUCAACGGGGCUUCCUGGCACACCGUCGCCGGAAGUCUGAACGACUUCAGUUACCUGCACACGAACUGCUUCGAGCUGUCCAUCUACGUGGGCUGCGAUAAGUACCCGCACGAGAGCGAGCUGCCCGAGGAGUGGGAGAACAACCGGGAAUCGCUGAUCGUGUUCAUGGAGCAGGUUCAUCGCGGCAUCAAAGGCCUGGUGAGAGAUUUACAUGGAAAGGGGAUUCCAAAUGCCAUCAUCUCCGUAGAAGGCGUUAACCAUGACGUCCGAACAGCCAGCGAUGGGGACUACUGGCGCCUCCUGAACCCUGGCGAGUACGUGGUCACGGCCAAGGCCGAGGGCUUCACCGCCUCCACCAAGAACUGCAUGGUUGGCUACGACAUGGGGGCCACGCGGUGCGACUUCGCGCUCAGCAAGACCAACCUGGCCAGGAUCAGGGAGAUCAUGGAGAAGUUGGGGAAGCCUGUCAGCCUGCCUGCCCGGCGGCCAAGGCUGCGGGGGAGGAGGAGACGGCAGCACGGGAGGCAGCACGGGUGACCCUCCUGGACGGCUGAGACGCGUCCCAGACUCUGGCAAAGGAGACCCGCCUCGUAGUAGCCUGUAGAAGACUCGCUCAAGCUGUUUUCUCUGUAAUUCAAGAAGCGUCUGGCGGGGUGGGGGGUGGAUUGGAGGUUGAUCCGUUGCUGGAGGCUUAGGAUAUUUUCUUUCCUUUGUUCCCAUUUUUCCAAAUACCUUGGACAGAGCAGCAAAGAAGGGCUGGAGGGGGCAGAAUUCGCCAAGUGAACCCCGGGAGGGGGGGGAGCCACUCUGGGUUCAGGGCCUCCCGGCUGGGCUGCGUGUAGAGGGACCAGGGCUUCCCCGCUUGCGUGACAGCAGGAGUUUCCUCUGCAUUUGCGAUUGGCACAGCUGACGUUGCAGCCCUCCUGGAGCCUGCCGUCCCCAGUGCUACCAUUGGAGAUGCUCUUGGGUGCCCUUAGAGAACCCGCCCUCUCUGGCUGGCCCCAGGACAUUUCGAGCUGCUGCAAAUAAAGGCUGCACUCCCACGACAAUAGGGACAUUACCAAGUGAACAUCAGUGGGCCUCGGGGUCAGCCCAGUAUCCCUUUUCAGCAAAGAUUGUGUCCACAAAAGGGGACAGAAGUGCUUGCUGGGAGCCAGGCAGCACUGGGCUUGUCACGUGCAAGCUGGCCCCAAGCCCCCAACUCCCUGCUGGCCCAGCAGGCAUGGGGGGCAGUGUCUGGGGCGGAGGAGAACCAGAGGUGCCGGCCUUCCAGAGGUGCCGCAUGAGUUAGUCUGGUCUCCUCUGUGGCCUGCUGGGACUUGCAAACAGCAGGAGAAGGUCGGCUUCCCAGCCUCUCUCUGCUCCUGCUCUCGGCCUCCCCAGCUGACCUGUCGGGUGGGAGUCACUUUUGAUGUGUGGAAUGCAGGUCUUCCACCUAAGACGGGAGUCCCCGAGAAACCCCGAGGCUUACCCGUGGAGCCUCAGAGUGGGAGGGGGGGUUAUUGGGUUAUCAGCAAGCAAACAGCUAUGUGUCACUUUUUAUUCGUGUUGCUGCCUCAUUGAUCUGGGAAGAAUGGGAAAAAAUAAAGAAAACAAAUGGUAAGAGUC
Ictidomys tridecemlineatus (thirteen-lined ground squirrel) is the source of this 2967-nucleotide messenger RNA. Lineage: Eukaryota; Metazoa; Chordata; Mammalia; Rodentia; Sciuridae. The record is from RefSeq and is a predicted model, not a curated record.